Molecule: messenger RNA, 1843 nt
Organism: Coffea eugenioides
Lineage: Eukaryota; Viridiplantae; Streptophyta; Magnoliopsida; Gentianales; Rubiaceae
Product: sorting nexin 1
Exons: 11
Coding region: 201-1415 (404 amino acids)
Cellular component (GO): endosome
Molecular function (GO): phosphatidylinositol binding
Source: RefSeq, a predicted model, not a curated record
AAUACCCCCAGCUUUGGCACAUUACUACACUCUGGACUCGCCGGAACGGUGAAGCAACUACCCCAGCACCGCCGAUACAAUUAACAAGUCUCUUCCGUCACUCUACACUCCAUAUCCGCCUCUCAUCCGACAAACCUCUUCUAUCGCUCUUCUCUGUAUCUCCGCCGCUAUUCUUCACUGACUCCAAUACAAGAACAACCAUGAUCCCGACGCAGCUGCAAAGGAGUGGAUCGGGGUCAACGCAGAGCCCUAGAUCCCCGUCGUCGCAAGAGCCGUUUUUAUCAGUAUCAGUGAUUGAUCCAGCUAAGAUGGGCAAUGGCGUUCAAGCUUAUAUCUCCUACAAAGUUAUCACUAAGACAAAUUUGCCAGAUUAUCAAGGGCCAGAGAAGAUUGUUAUUCGUAGAUAUAGUGAUUUUGUGUGGUUGCGAGAUCGUCUUUUUGAGAAGUACAAGGGAAUCUUUAUCCCUCCUCUUCCGGAGAAGAGCACAGUAGAAAAAUUUAGGUUCACUGCUGAGUUCAUCGAAAUGCGGCGUCAAGCACUUGAUAUAUUUGUCAACCGGAUAGCUUCUCAUAUCAUUCUUCAGCAGAGUGAGGACCUGAGAAUCUUUUUGCAGGCAGAUGAACAGACAAUGGAAAGAGCAAGAUCACAAGAGAUUGGUAUCUUCAAGAAGAAACCAGCUGAUUUGAUGCAGAUUUUCAAGGAUGUACAGUCAAAGGUGAGUGAUGUUGUUCUUGGAAAGGAGAAACCUGUUGAAGAAUCGACUCCUGAGUAUGAGAAACUAAAACGUUAUAUAUUUGAGCUUGAAGAUCACUUAGGUGAAGCUCAGAAGCAUGCCUAUCGUCUUGUAAAAAGACAUAGAGAGUUGGGGCAAUCUCUGUCAGAGUUUGGGAAGGCAGUCAAGCUGCUUGGUAUAUGUGAAGAUAAUGCUCUCGGUAAGGUAUUUUCUGAGGUUGGGGACAAAGCAGAAAUAGUCUCGGUUAAGAUGCAGAGGGAGGCUCACCACCUGUUGAUGAACUUUGAAGAAUCUUUGAAAGACUAUGUUCGUGCUGUACAGUCAAUUAAGGCUACAAUAGCUGAGAGGGCAAAUGCAUUUAAGCAGCAAUGUGAAUUGGCUGAAACUAUAAAGUUCAAGGAAAUUGAUCUGAACAAACUUAGGCUAACGCGUUCAGAAAAAUUGGCUGACGCUGAGCGUGAAUAUGACGUGCUGAAGGCUGAUGGUGAGGAAGCAACAAGAAGAUUUGAGGCAAUCGUCCAGCUAAUGAAUGAAGAAAUUGUCCGAUUUCAAGAACAAAAGACACUGGAUAUGGGGCUUGCUUUUCAUGAAUUUGCUAAGGGACAAGCACAUUUAGCAAAUGGUAUUGCUGAAGCCUGGCGGAGUCUUCUUCCAAAGCUUGAAGCUUGUGCUUCCUCGUAGCGAAACUGGGAAAGAGCCUUCAAGAUAACCACACACUAGAUUGAUGACAACUGCGAAGAUGACUGAGGCACCUCUUGGUGUGAGAUGGAUUAUUAUUUGUUGAGUGUGUUCUGCCUCUCUAUUGUUGUAAGAAUUAUAGGAUAAUUUCAUUUUGUGACAUGUACAGAUCCUGAAGUAGGGCAGAAAAAAUUAGAGUUGUGGAGCACAUAUAGAACGCAGUGAUGAAUAAAAGGUUAAUUUUAGUGAGGAACUCAAAGAUUCACCAAGCACAUCCUUUGAAGGCCUGCUCCUGCUAUGCACUAGCUUUUGAAUCCAUGUAAAUGUCCCAGAUAUGGGGUGGUAUAAUGUGUGCGUAAUGUUUUGGGGCAUUCGUUGAACUAAACUCCAGUGUUGUAAAGGGCUGAAGUAUUUCAUGAUUUCUAUCAAAA